Molecule: messenger RNA, 2131 nt
Organism: Sinocyclocheilus grahami
Lineage: Eukaryota; Metazoa; Chordata; Actinopteri; Cypriniformes; Cyprinidae
Exons: 12
Coding region: 122-1993 (623 amino acids)
Molecular function (GO): zinc ion binding
Source: RefSeq, a predicted model, not a curated record
CCUCGCAAUCUUAGAAACUCGCAUGUUUAUGCUAACACGUAAACGUACUGACACAGAGCGUCAGCAUUAAGUACUGAAGUACUGGACAGUUUACAGUGACUACAAGGUGCAAUCCGUUCUAAUGGAGUCAGAAAGUGCGGAUGUGGUGCAGUCAUUGGGUCCUGAGGAUGAACCAGCCUCUUCAUCCGUGUCAGUUAACACUGAAAAUGACAACUCAAGCCAAAAUACUGAGAUUAGCAGUAAGGACACUUCACAGAAGGCCGGCCAGGUGAAGCAACUGUGCCGCUUCUACUCUCAGGGCAGGCAAUGCUAUUAUGGGAAAAAAUGCCGCUUUCUUCAUCAAAGAGCUGCGAGUGCACAGAAGGACGGAGAGAAUGGUACAGCUCACAAUGAGAAAGAAGGAAAUUUGGAUGGUCACACAUCAGACCCACAGAAGCAGUCGAGUGAAAACGGACGCUCUGGUACAGUGGAGCAUCUGCCUCCAUCCAGCCACAAAACUGUUCCUGUGAAGCAAGAGAGAGCCAGGCGACCAUGCCGCUACUUCCUGUCUGGGUUUUGUGCAAUGGAGGACCGGUGUCGCUUCUUGCAUCCACAGCAAUUUUCGCCCAUGGAGGACCAGCCUCAUGGCCCGAAAAAGAGAAGCAGCUUCAGGCCUUCUGCUCCGGCCACACGGCCAGCUAAAAGUCAAGAGCAGGUCAAACUGGCUGAUCUCACUGAUGAGGUCUGCAAGCAGCUGAGAGCCACUGAGAUCGCUCAGCUCACGAAGAGAUUUCCAAAAGACAAACUCAUCGUGCAGGAACGAGAAGAUGGACAGCUGACCUACUACAGAGUCACUGUUCAAGCCACGGACCCUGACUGGCCAUUUGACCUUACUGAAGUGGACGUCAUGGUCAGCUUUCCUGAGCGUUACCCUCAAGAGGUUUUCACUGUGGAUGUCCCUGAAGACCAGGAAUUACCAUCAGUCAUGGGGAGACAUGUGCAGAAGGCCUCAGAGGAAUGGCUAAAGGCUAAACAUGCCACUAAUCAGCUGAUGGGGAGAGUCGAGCUGCUCUUCAGGCCGUAUUUGCGCUGGCUGGACCGUAGUAUGGAGAAACUUUUUACUGAGGGAGCCAGGCAGUUGAAAAAAGAUGUUGACCUAGAGAGGGCUGGAAUACAGUUUGUCCCCUAUGAGCAACUCAAGGUCACCGUUUUUAAGAACACAUCCAAGAAAUCGGACACUCCUGAGCGUAUAGUGUCACUUACUGUGUGUAAAGUGGAUUCUGACCUGACCCUGACCGGGCGUCUGACCUGUACUGCUCAGUGUGAGAAAUGUCAAGCAGGGGUCAGGGCUGCCUUCAGACCCAGUAUGCUGCACCACUACAGUGAUGUUUUGGGCUAUCUGGACCUUAAUGCAGUUGUGCCUGUAGAUCUGGUACUGAAGGACUCUGUGUUCACUGUGGGUUGCCUUAACUGCAACAAGGAAGACACAGUUCAGAAUCUGACUUAUGGUCAAAACUGGGAGCAAAACUGCCAACAUUGUCAUACCAAACUCAGCAUUUUUGUAGAGGCGACACGUUUCCAGUUCAUUCAGCCAGAGUCCAGAAAUCAGACAGGUGCAGCUGCCCAAUACACUCGAUGCUACAGAGAUCCUGCGGUUCAGCAAGGGAAACCCCUACCUGAUAAAGGAGCCUGCAGGCAUUUUAAACAAAGUCACCGGUGGCUAAGAUUUCCAUGCUGUGGUCGGGCGUACCCAUGCGACGUGUGCCAUGAUGAAGAUCAGGACCAUCUGAUGGAGCUGGCCACCAGAAUGAUCUGUGGUUAUUGUGCCAAAGAGCAGCCAUACUGCAGCGGUAAACCAUGUGUUGGUUGUGGAGGUAUGAUGACAAGAGCAGCCUUCUCAAGCCACUGGGAGGGUGGACAGGGCUGUAGAAACAAGGUUAAGAUGAGCAGGAACGACCGGCAAAAAUACGCCAAUACAUGUAAAACAGUGGCAAAGAAAAAGACUAAAGCCUAAAAAGUAACUAAAGAUACCAGAGGACCUUAUUUUCAGCCAAUCAGAUGAUACAUGGCUAGGUACCUAAUCAUGUUUGUCAUCAAAUCACAUUUUUAGAUUUUCUUUUCAGAUGAUUUCACAAAAUUAUUUUCUUGCAAU